UUCGCGGCACGCAGUUUCGCGCUAAAAAAAAAAGAAGAAGAAAAAAAAAGAAGCAGAGAAAGGUUCAGGGAUUCGAGAGCGAGGCGAGAGGGAGUCGGUGCAAUCGGUCUCUCUCCCCGAUCCCAGCGCAUCGCGUUUCUGCCGAGCCCGCGGGUACCCCAGAGACCCCUUCCCGGAGCCGGCUGGACCCCAGGCGCCUAAGCCUUCGGGGGCCCAGGGCCCUCGCUGGUCGCAGCCGUCCUCGGGGCGGGACAGCCCCUGGCUGUGCCGCCGCCGCCGCCGCCACCAAGCGAUCUCCAAGCGGCGAUCUCCAAGCGCUGUCCGGCUCGGCGGCGGGCCAGGAGGGGAGGGUCUGGCCUUGCCCCGCCGGCGUCCAUUGGCGGCUUCCCCCGGCCUCCGCGCCAUGCCGCGGGCCGUGUGAGCCACCCUAGGCUCCGAAGCCCGCAGGUGUCUGCGGGCGCGCCAGGCCCGGCUGGGGAGGGGGGCGCUGCACUCGCCAUGCUGCGAGGGCCCCGGGUCCUGGCUCCUGCCGCGGGGCCGCCCCCAACGGGACUGCCCGCGAUGAGCCCCACCGAGCUGUGGCCGCCCGGCCUUAGCAGCCCCCAGCUCUGCCAGGCCACCACCACCUACUACACCCAGCUGUACCCGCAGACUAUGCCUCCCGCCGCAGCGCCGGGCACCUGCCUCGACGCCACCCCCCACGGACCGGAGGGCCAAGCUGUGCGAUGCGUGCCGGCUGGCCGGCUGCCGGCCAAAAGGAAGCUGGACCUGGAGGGGAUCGGGAGGCCUGCGGUCCCUGAAUUCCGGACUCCCAAGGGGAAGUGCAUUAGAGUGGAUGGCCUCCCCAGCCCCAAAACCCCCAAGUCUCCCGGGGAGAAGACUCGCUAUGACACGUCACUGGGGCUGCUCACCAAGAAGUUCAUUUACCUCCUGAGCGAGUCCGAGGAUGGGGUCCUGGACCUGAACUGGGCUGCUGAGGUGCUGGAUGUGCAGAAGCGGCGCAUCUAUGACAUCACCAAUGUGCUGGAGGGCAUCCAGCUCAUCCGCAAGAAGGCCAAGAACAACAUCCAGUGGGUAGGCAGGGGACUCUUUGAAGACCCCACCCGGCCUGGGAAGCAGCAGCAGCUGGGGCAGGAGCUGAAGGAGCUGAUGAGCAUGGAGCAGGCCUUGGACCAGCUCAUCCAGAGCUGCUCUCUGAACUUCAAGCACCUGACGGAGGACAAGGCCAACAAGAGACUGGCCUACGUGACUUACCAGGACAUCCGAGCUGUGGGCAACUUUAAGGAGCAGACGGUGAUCGCUGUCAAGGCCCCUCCACAGACAAGACUGGAAGUGCCUGACCGGAGCGAGGAGAACCUGCAGAUAUAUCUGAAGAGCACGCAGGGGCCCAUCGAGGUCUACCUAUGCCCGGAAGAGGUGCAGGAGCCUGACAGUCCUACCAAGGAGCCCCUCGUCUCCACAUCCGCUCUCAGCCCCAGCCCUGACUCCACCCAGCCCAGCAGCAGCACCAGCCCUGGGAUCACAGAACCUACCGCAUCCUCAGCGCCAGCCCUGACGUCCCAGCAGGUCCCACCACCACCCCCGCAAUCCCUUGUUCCCCUGGAGGCCACCGACAGCAUGCUGGAGCUGCCACACCCACUUCUGCAGCAGACUGAGGACCAGUUCCUAUCGCCGACCCUGCCAGGCAGCUCCCCUCUGCUCAGCUUCUCCCCGCCCCUGGACCAGGAUGACUACCUGUGGGGCCUGGAUGGUGGGGAGGGCAUCAGUGACCUCUUCGACUCCUAUGACCUUGGAGACCUGCUGAUUAACUGAAGGGCCCUGCCUGCCCCCAGCAGCCCCGCCCCACCUCUGCCUCCUCACAGAUGGACUGACAGGCCUUCUGCCUGCACAGGAUGUGGGAUGCGAGGUGCUGGCCUCAGGUUAUGGGGAGGCCUCCCCCUUUCCUACCCACCUGCCAACCAACAUGGUCCCGGGGAUGGGAGGAUACGGGUGAGGAGCCUGUUGGGGGCUGGGUCCCUUCCUUCCUAAUGGAAAGGCCUAGCCAGUCUUCUGACCUCCGACCUCUCAUGUGAUGGGCCACAAGGGAGGUGACCGGGUCCAAAGAGAGGUCCCGCACCUGCCUUUGGAGGGGCAGUGAGGACCCUCAACUUAUCGAGAAGCACUUAAUGCCUUUGUAUUUAUUUCAGGUUGAGUCUGUUUGUUUGCCUUCCCUGAAUUUUAGCAGGGAGGUUGUUCUAGUUUCUAGUAAGACUUCUCCUCAGACAGGCCCAGCGCUGUCCCUGUCCAAGGGUGGGCUGGGGCUUCCAGGGCCCAGGCCAUCUCCCAGAGUCCCCAAAGCGUGGGGCGCUGGGCCUCUGAGGAGCCGUCCGGUCUGCUGGAAUGCUGAUUGCACUUAGGCCUCCCAGUUCUAGCAAAGGGGGUGGGGGUGGGGGACUGCAGGAUUCCUGGUCCCCUCUGUCCCAGAGUUGGUUCUAGGGAGCCACCCCGGCGCAGGCGAUGGCCAGUUAAAGAGACCUCUUCCUGUGGAAUUCCUUGCUCCCCCUCCCCUUAGAACCUAAAAACCAUCCUUUGGGGAUUCAGCCCAGAAGAGCCUCUGGGGAACUGCGGAAGCAGCUGCAGUGCUGCUGUGGACACCUCUCCUCCUGUUGUCACCGCCCCUCGCUGGGUCAGUGAGGACCUGGGAGGCAGGUCACCCACCGCAGACAAAAUAAGCAACUGCUAAAAGCACUUCCUAGAGCAGCUGCUCAUCCCGUCCCUGGAAGGAUUUUUUUUUUCCCUGCAUUUGUUAAAGGGGGUGAGUCUUUACAGACCUCCCCUUCCCCUCGGUCCUCACACAGACUUCUAGGGACAGAAAUGACCAUGCGUUGAUGGCAUCUUGGCUCCUUUUGUCACAGGAAUGCUGAAGGGGUGACAGGGAAGUGUCUUCCUUGUAGACCAGACUUUGGCAGCUAAUGGGGAGAUGGGCUCCUGUUAUCUUUCCAGGCUUGGGGUCCCAAGAAAGUCUUUUGGCCUCGCUGUUGCCCCAUCCCCCGGAGGCUUGACCUACAUCGUUCCUGUAGCCCAGCUGGGUAGGGGGGAGUCAGCUCUCCUUCCCCAUGCAACUUGGAGAAAGGCAGCCGGGCUGGUGGUCUGAGAGACCCGUCACCCACCCUCAGGGAGCUGGGUUUCCUCAGGGGCUCAGCUGGGCAGCACUUUUUUUUUUUUUUUUUUUUUAAGUUUGUAGCAUUAAGUUGGCUUCAAAUAUGAAGUUGGCUCUGUGGGGUUGCUCCUAAGCUGACCUACUGGCAUCUGAAGUUUGGAAGGUGGGCUUCAAUGUGAGCUCAUGCCCACCUGGGGACAGUCAUACCUUGUCAUUUGCUCAACUUCCUGGGCCCCCAAAUGAGUGCCCUCUCAGGAAUGGUCACAGGCGCUCUGCUCUAUAAACAGGGCUAAUUUUGUACGCUUUACAGAGGUGCCUUUGGACUCCUCUCCCCAGAUACUCACAGGGGUCUCAUCUUUCUCCUCGACUUAAAUCAGAGAGAAGGGAGAAGAGGCUGGCAAGACCCACCAGGAAUGAAUUUAAUGGUGAAGUCUGGCCAGAAUGUCAGCUCAUUCUCCAAACGCCCAGCCAUAGGCCUGGACAGAGGGGCUGCCCCUUGUCCCUUCCUGCUCUGUCCCCUCCAUGCCUGGUCUGGCCCAGGGGCUCAACAGCCCAGGCCAACCCCCAGGCUCAUUUAGGAAACAAGCUUGUGUCCCUUUCUUACCGGUGACACCUGAAAUGUCCCAAGUUCCAUCCAGUGCUUUAAGAAGUAUUUUGAAUGGAAUUCCCUUUAGGGGCCCAGUACCUUUUCAACCCAGGUAGAAGAAAAGCCAAUUUCUUUCUAAGAUACCUUAUUUCUGCCAGGAAAUUUUCCAGUCCCUCUGGCAGCCCCUACAUCACUCAUGUCCCCAGAGGCAUCCAAGGUUCGGGGGCUCCAGGGAACCCAGUAGCAUUAAAUUGUUCAGGAGCGUGGGAGAUGCAGAGAUUUCUUAAAACCAGAGUGACAUCCUUUCUCCAUGGCUGUGCUGUGGUCUGAGCAGUGUGGCAGCAGGGAAGGGGAGGCUGGUGGAGCAUGUAGGACUGCCUCUAGCGUGGUGUUGACUUUACUUUCUCUUCCCACGUGUUCUCAGCCUCAGUUCUGUGCAGCAUUUAGUUUUUGGUGAAAGGGUUUAGGUGUUCCCGCACCCGAGUGUUGUGUGGCUUAAUGCGUUUGAAGUAAAAGCUUUUGGGGGAUGUUUACAGCAGCUUUCUGGUUCUUGUCACUGUGUCCUCAGGUCCCUGCCUCAUCAUGGGACCCUGUCCUCCCACUGGGACCCUCAGGGACCAGAAGCCCAGCCAGCCUGCUGGCUCCUGGGUAAGUGAAGAAGCCUUGUAUGUGCCAUGUGCCACACGUGUCUAGAGGGAACCUGGUCUGUGUGCUGGACUCAGUUCGGGUCUCUUACCUCCAGCCUGAUUUUGCCCUGGGUUCUGCCUCGAUGACCUCCUUGUGUUGUGAUGAUCAGGCAUUAAAUGACAACUCUACGCA
Phacochoerus africanus (Common warthog) is the source of this 4544-nucleotide messenger RNA. It is a transcript of the gene E2F2, whose product is annotated as E2F transcription factor 2. The record is from RefSeq and is a predicted model, not a curated record. NCBI's taxonomy places the organism in Eukaryota, Metazoa, Chordata, Mammalia, Artiodactyla, Suidae. Gene Ontology annotation, molecular function: DNA-binding transcription factor activity, RNA polymerase II-specific; RNA polymerase II cis-regulatory region sequence-specific DNA binding; protein dimerization activity. Bases 499 to 1812 code for a protein of 437 amino acids. Gene Ontology annotation, biological process: regulation of transcription by RNA polymerase II. Gene Ontology annotation, cellular component: RNA polymerase II transcription regulator complex. The transcript has 7 exons.